Molecule: messenger RNA, 303 nt
Organism: Lindgomyces ingoldianus
Lineage: Eukaryota; Fungi; Ascomycota; Dothideomycetes; Pleosporales; Lindgomycetaceae
Exons: 4
Coding region: 1-303 (100 amino acids)
Source: RefSeq, a predicted model, not a curated record
AUGCAUUCUUCUGUAAUCCUAGGCAGCUGCGCUGCCUCCACGUCUUCCGGUUGGUCCGUAAACGAGCUCUGCCCCAAUCUAGCUAGAUUGUGGAGUACUUCGGGUGGAGUUACUCUAAGUUCCUCCCCUCCCCAAAACCUUACUCAUCCUCCAGGCCCUGUGUACUCCGGACACCAUUUCUCCGAAGUAAAGAUUCCCCUGCUUCCCCACGCACUCCCAUAUGCCUCUAAGUGGAUUCAUACCGUAUUCAGACCCGUUGUCUUGCCUGUGCUGUUACAGCAAGCUCCUAGCGAAGGCAGCUAG